AUGGAUCAAAGGUUUCAAUUGAUCAGUCAUCAUAGGGACGAUAAACACACUGAACCACCAAGAGCGCUCAAUCCAGUGAUCAAUAAUUCAAAAUCGAACAAAGUAAGUACAUCGAGAUAAUUUACUUGUGCCUAUCUAUAAAAUAUCCCGUCGUAUUAACUCGUUACAAACAUUAUUAUCGCGUAGUUAUUUUUUUUAUAAACGGCGUAUUUAUUCAAACGUUAAUAUUGUGUACUCGCGAAGACGUGAAGUAUUUCUCGGAGAUAAUUUGAGUGUAUUAAACUGUAAGGUUAUAAAAAAAUUAAAAAAAUGGCAUGGAAAAUAAUUUCUUUAGGGUUAUUGUAUUAUAUUUAUUUAGAAGUCAUCGAGUGGCGUGGAUAAAUGGUCGAAGGGAGCCGACGCGACCUUUUAGUAGGGGAACAGCCGUUCCGGUUCGGGAGGUUUGCUAUACAACGAAUUUACGACGCGAGUAAAUGACAAUAGCUUUAUCCUUAUUGUGUAUAAAAAAAAGUCACAAUACGUUAUUUUUCAUUAGUUUCGUUUAAAUAUACUUAAAACGAGCAUCGUGUCGGUAUAGGAAUGACGACGACCCACUGCCGGAACUGUCACACACUGUCAGAAACAGAGAGAACUAGGGGAUUAUUACUAGGAGCUGAAUGGCUCCCACUAAACUAUGCAGAGUCCGCCAAAUAAAAAAAAAAUAAAUAGUUAUUACAUUUGACUAUAUCGACGUAGACAAAAAUCGAAUGAAAAUCAAGAACUGGGUUUAUUCGGCUAAAAGUCAUAAUUUUUUAGUUCUUAUGAUAGGUUUCACUAAGUCUCGCAAAAAAAAAAAUUCAAAACUUCUACCGUUCCCGAAAAAUCGGAUAAUUAUUUUUGUACGCGUUUUUCUGCACGAUUCAUUGAAAUAGUUUUUUCCUCUAAAGUAAUACGGUACUGAAUUAUUUCGAACUUUCACAGUACAUUUCAAUCAACUGCUUAUAAAUAAUAUACGAGUAUAUCCUUCGAUCGAAACUGAUUUUAGUCAGAUACCUGAACCCUAGUCGUGAUAUUAAAGUUGCAUUAUAUUUUCUCAGAUCUAUAUGAUUUACGCGUAUAGAUCAAUCUUGCCGUAUGAAUGCAACAAAUCACCUGAGCAGGUUCUGUUUUGUCUGUCCAAUCAGGUGGGAACGGUGAUCCUGUACGGGGUGCCGAUCGUCUCGCUGCAAAUGGAUAACCAGGAGCGACUAUGUCUGGCCCAGAUCAGUAACACGUUAUUGCACCGGUUCAGCUACAACGAGAUCCACAACCGACGGGUGGCACUAGGCAUCACGUGCGUCCAAUGCACGCCCGUACAGUUAGAGAUGCUUCGCCGUGCGGGCGCCAUGCCGGUGUCGUCGCGUCGGUGCGGCAUGAUUACCAGACGCGAAGCCGAACGGCUGUGCAAUUCUUUCCUGGGUGACAACACGCCACCCAGGCUGCCGGAGGACUUUGCGUUCGCGGUGCACCACGAAUGCGCCUGGGGCUGCCGCGGCUCGUUCCUACCGUCACGAUACAACUCGUCUCGCGCCAAGUGCAUCCGGUGCUCCGUGUGCGGCCUCUUCUUUUCGCCCAACAAAUUUAUAUUCCACUCCCACCGGACCGGAGCCGGGGCCCGGUACGUGCAACCGGAUGCGGCCAACUUUAACUCUUGGCGCAGACACAUGAAGCUCAGCGACGACCCGCCGGACCACGUGGUGCACGCCUGGGAAGACGUCAAGGCCAUGUUCAAUGGCGGGACGCGAAAACGGGCUGUGUCCAGACCUUCGCCGCCGUCGUCGCUACUGCAACAACAGCAACCGCCACCACUGCAACAACCUCCGUUACUACAACAACCUGCGGCGGUUCAGGUGCAGUCUUCGCCGUCGUCAUCCCCGUCGUCGUCUUCGGCCAUGCAGGUCGUGCAAAUGCCUCAGCCUUUACUGCAGCAACAGUCCGCCACGACAGUCCAUCUGCAUCAACGGUCCUUGCGGUCACCGGAACUGCAAAAAAAACAGGCACCGGUCCCUGCAGCUGCAGUUCAGGUACCGUCCAACAUGCCGUUGCACCAGGCAAUGGUCGAUUACGUGCAGUGGCAACAGCGAGCCAACCCGUUUGCCGUGGCCGCGGCCGCGGCGGCCGCGUAUUCUGCGGGCGGUGGUUUGCCAUGUUGGUUGCCCAAACUCGAUCUGGACCCGCAUCACCAUCAUCACAGUGCUUUGGUCAACAGGAGCGCCGUAGCGGCAGUCGCGGCCGAUUAUUCUUCCGCUUUCCGGCCCGUUUAUCCAGUGACCGUGGCCGCUGCUGCUGCCGCCGCGGUGGCUGCGGCUGCAACCGUCACAGACGACGAUGACGACGGCGGCGGUGGAUGUGGCCCGGAUGACGUGGACAAUAUGGACGACAUGGACGAUGACGACGAUGACGAUGACGAGAUCGACAUUGAGACUUGCCCCGACGAACGAUGA
Messenger RNA from Cinara cedri, 2462 nucleotides. Lineage: Eukaryota; Metazoa; Arthropoda; Insecta; Hemiptera; Aphididae. The record is from the annotation of a GenBank genome assembly.